AGCUCCCUGAGCCGGGACAGUCGCUCACUCUCUGGGCGGUGGGGCCGGUGGGGCCCGGCACAGACAGCGCCGCCACCCCAUACCCCCGGCCCGCCUCUCACGCCCUCGGAAGCGCAGGCUCACCGCUGUGCGCUGGGGGGCUCCCGGGCACCCCAGCCUCUCGUCUCUAGCCCGCGGCACCUCCGGGGCCCCCUUACCCUCCAGAGGCACCGGGACUUGCCGCAGGGGGGGUUCGGGAAAUUCCCCGGACCCCUGUGCCAGGAGGUGCCCGGAGCGCCCGCCCGUUCUCUCCCCCCCCCCGAGGGCGGUGCCCCGGGGGCGCUGCCCCAUGGAGCGGGGAGGCGGGCGCCGUCUGCUCCCGGAGCCGUGACCCGAGUCGGAGCUGUGUGUGGCAGCCGCCCCGACCCCCCGAGGAUCAUGCGCCGUUGCCCCUGGCUCGCCGGUCCCAUCGGGCUGUGAGCCCCCCACUUCUGGCCCAUCACGGCCCGCGCGCGAUGGGCAGCACCCACCCUUGCCCUUGGCUGCGGCUCCGACCUCGGCCCCAGCCGCGGCCCGCGCUCUGCGCGCUCCUCUUCUUCCUACUGCUGCUGGCUGCCGCCGUGCCCAGGUCUGCACCCAACGAUAUUUUGGGCCUCCGACUCCCCCAGGAGCCUGUCCUCAACGCCAACACUGUGUGCCUGACGUUGCCUGGCCUGAGCAAGCGGCAGAUGGAGGUGUGUGUGCGCCACCCAGACGUGGCUGCCUCGGCCAUCCAGGGCAUCCAGAUCGCCAUCCACGAGUGCCAACACCAGUUCCGGGACCAGCGCUGGAACUGCUCUAGUCUCGAGACUCGAAACAAGAUCCCUUAUGAGAGUCCCAUCUUCAGCAGAGGUUUCCGAGAGAGUGCCUUCGCCUACGCCAUCUCCGCAGCGGGCGUGGUGCACGCGGUGUCCAAUGCCUGUGCCCUGGGCAAACUGAGCUGUGGCUGCGAUGCAUCCCGGCGAGGGGAUGAGGAGGCCUUCCGGCGGAAGUUGCAUCACCUGCAGCUGGAAGCCCUGCAGCGGGGUAAGGGCCUGAGCCACGGAGUUCCCGAGCACCCAGCCCUGCCCCCUGCCAGCCCCGGCCUGCAGGACUCCUGGGAGUGGGGCGGCUGCAGCCCGGACGUGGGUUUCGGAGAGCGCUUCUCUAAAGACUUUCUGGACUCCCGGGAGCCACAUAGAGACAUCCAUGCGCGCAUGAGGCUCCACAACAACCGAGUGGGGAGGCAGGCGGUGAUGGAGAACAUGCGGCGGAAGUGCAAGUGCCACGGCACGUCAGGCAGCUGCCAGCUCAAGACGUGCUGGCAGGUGACGCCUGAGUUCCGCGCGGUGGGGGCGCUGCUGCGCAGCCGCUUCCACCGCGCCACGCUCAUCCGGCCGCACAACCGCAACGGCGGCCAGCUGGAGCCGGGCCCCGCGGGGGCACCCUCGCCCCCCGGCGUUCCAGGGCCACGGCGCCGCGCCAGCCCCGCCGACCUGGUCUACUUCGAGAAGUCCCCCGACUUCUGCGAGCGGGAGCCGCGUCUGGACUCGGCGGGCACUGUGGGCCGCCUGUGCAACAAGAGCAGCGCGGGCCCCGACGGCUGUGGCAGCAUGUGCUGUGGCCGUGGCCACAACAUCCUACGCCAGACGCGCAGUGAGCGCUGUCACUGCCGCUUCCACUGGUGCUGCUUCGUGGUCUGCGAGGAGUGCCGCAUCACCGAGUGGGUCAGCGUCUGCAAGUGAGCCGACAGCUUCGCUCUCUGCGGCUUUCGCUGGCGAUCUUGGCCUGGCAGCGUCGUCCUGGUUCCUGGAAGUGGAGGUUGAACCGCAACAUCUUAUAGGAACCUCCCAGCUCUAAGGCCUUCAAGACUGCAAUCAAGAGGCAGUCCCGGCCUGCCAGGACCCCCCACCCCCACCCAACUCACUUCUCUGGACUCCAAGAUUGAUUUGCCUUCCAGCUCUCUGCCCCAAGCUCAGACAGCUCUGUUGGGCUGGGGAUGGUCCCACAUUCUAGGGCAUCCGCUGGGCCUGCCUCCUUCCAUCCCUUCACCCCUUCCCAGGAGUGGGAGGGAAUGAAUGCAAGCUGAUGGGCAGGGGGAGGAGGGUUAAAAGAAAUGGACAUCCUUGAGCUGAAGUGAUUCUGCAGAGGCCUCAAACACACUCCCCACCAGCCUCUGCCCCUCAUCAUUCAUUUAACAAAUAUUUAUUUUGCACUCUUUGUGGCCUGGCACUCUGCGGCUGAGAGGUGCUGGGGAUACUGAAGUGAAUAAGAGACUCAGCACCUGCCCUCUUGGAGUUUACAUUCUGGCUGGGGAAGAUGGACAAUAAACAAGUAAAGACACAAA
Molecule: messenger RNA, 2344 nt
Organism: Sus scrofa (pig)
Lineage: Eukaryota; Metazoa; Chordata; Mammalia; Artiodactyla; Suidae
Gene: WNT10A
Product: Wnt family member 10A
Biological process (GO): neuron differentiation; canonical Wnt signaling pathway; cell fate commitment
Cellular component (GO): extracellular region
Molecular function (GO): frizzled binding; cytokine activity
Source: RefSeq, a predicted model, not a curated record